Messenger RNA from Cercospora beticola, 1198 nucleotides. It is a transcript of the gene PHB2, whose product is annotated as prohibitin subunit PHB2. NCBI's taxonomy places the organism in Eukaryota, Fungi, Ascomycota, Dothideomycetes, Mycosphaerellales, Mycosphaerellaceae. Gene Ontology annotation, cellular component: membrane; mitochondrion. Gene Ontology annotation, biological process: mitochondrion organization. The record is from RefSeq and is a predicted model, not a curated record.
GUCGAGGUCAUCGAGCACCCACCACGACACUCCCUCUUUGCCAUCCAUCACCUAAUUGACGCGAAUCGGACGAGCCGCUACCGCCAUCAUGGCCAACGAUCCGCGACAAAUGUGGGAGGCGCUGCAGAAGAACAUGCAACGAGUGCAGCAGCAGGGCAAGAAAUUCGGCGGUGGUGCUCCAGGUGGACCUGGACCUAAGGGAGCGCUGACGGGCAUCGGCGGACUAUUGCUGCUGGGCGGUGGCGCGUGGUUCUUCAACAAUGCCCUCUUCAACGUGGAGGGUGGUCAUCGCGCGAUCAAGUACACGAGGAUAGGCGGUGUCGGAAAGGAAAUCUACAGCGAAGGAACACACGUCCGCAUUCCCUGGUUCGAGACGCCCGUCGACUACGAUGUCCGCGCCAAACCGAGAAACGUCGCCUCCUUGACCGGCACCAAGGACUUGCAAAUGGUCAAUAUCACAUGUCGUGUGCUUUCACGACCGCGAAUCGAUGCGCUGCCGCAAAUCUACAGGACGCUGGGUACAGAUUACGAUGAGCGCGUGCUACCGAGUAUCGUGAACGAGGUGCUGAAGAGCGUCGUGGCGCAAUUCAAUGCAUCUCAGCUCAUCACACAGCGUGAGAACGUCAGUAGAUUGGUACGGGACAACUUGGUCAGGAGAGCAGCACGAUUUAAUAUUAUGCUGGACGAUGUCUCGCUGACGCACCUUGCUUUCUCGCCCGAGUUCACUGCCGCCGUCGAAGCGAAGCAAGUCGCUCAGCAAGAAGCACAACGAGCUGCCUUCGUUGUCGACAAGGCCAGACAGGAGAAGCAGGCCACUGUUGUUCGCGCACAGGGUGAGGCACGCUCUGCGGAACUGAUUGGUGAUGCCAUCAAAAAGAGUCGAUCAUAUGUGGAUCUGCGAGAGUUUGAGAAUGCCAGGAAUGUGGCUGCAAUCCUUGAGAAAUCGCAGAACAAGGUCUAUCUGGACACUAACGGCCUUGGCCUGAAUCUCUCGCAAACAAGCGACGAGAAGAAAGCCGGGCGAUGAGCGUACAAUGGACAGAGAACUAGGGAGUGUACAAAGUAAAAUCGGUGAUGGGGAAAAGCAUGGCUUUAACAAGCUGGUCAUGAGCGAGCAUGCUGCUAUACUGUGUAUGUAUACCAGAACUACUCUACUUCUUGCCUCAGCCGCCCUCCGGCGUCAUCACUUAUUCCGGAC